Messenger RNA from Acipenser ruthenus (sterlet), 4410 nucleotides. RefSeq names its product heme-binding protein soul4 (gene soul4). The record is from RefSeq and is a predicted model, not a curated record. NCBI's taxonomy places the organism in Eukaryota, Metazoa, Chordata, Actinopteri, Acipenseriformes, Acipenseridae. The transcript is spliced from 6 exons. The coding region runs from base 239 to 988 and encodes 249 amino acids.
AUGUUCCACCCAUCGUCACGUGGUCAGGAUUGUUGUAGACCGGGUUCCUUACAGAGCUGCUUCGACGCCGCGCAGUUCAACUGGGACUUGCAGCUUUAGUUUUGUAUCCCUGGCUUGCUGUGCUUCACUUGUCAGUUUGCUGUGGAUUUUGAACGUGUGGUUGACUGGAGGGAAUCAAUUCGCACCAGCGAGGAGAGUUACUGCAACGCGAUAAAUAUUUGCUCUCUUGUUGCUCAGGAUGGCUCGCAUCACAUUUGAGGAUCUCGCCGCCAUGGAUGAUGAACUUCUGGAUGAAAAUGUCGCAGAGGAUAAUCCUGAACCAAUGAACGAGGAGGAAGAGGAGAGGCUGUUGGCUCAUUGGCAGGCGGUAGCCAGCACACACCAUGUGGUCGUUCCACAAGAAAUGGCAGCACCGAUUCAGCAAAUGGCAAGACAGACUCAAGAGCGACAACCAGUGCCCUUUGUCCCACUAUCUUGUCAUGAAAAGAACAAGGAAAUUUUGUAUGAGGAGAGAGUGUACCCAGCUGGGAAAUGGGCAUAUGUCAUCAAGGGUGAAGACUUGUACGAGCAGAGCAUUUCCAUGGCGUUCAUGAAACUGAUGCGUUACAUCUGCAAUGAAAACUCUGCAGGUUGCUACUUAGGUAUGACCGUGCCUAUUCUUAAUGAGAUCCAGAUGGCAAAGGAUGAGAAAAGCUUUGUCCGGGACGUCCUGACGGCAUAUUACUUACCGGCAGAGUUCCAGGACAAACCGCCUGAGCCCACCGACCCAGAUAUUCAGAUCGUACAGAGGGAGACCGUCCGAGUCAUCACCAGGGUAUUUUAUGGUACGACCACAGAGGAGACUAUAAUGCGACAGAUCAGUUUGCUGUGGGAGUUGCUGGGAUCCACAGACGACUUCCUCAGAGAAACCUACAUGGUGGCCGUGUAUGAAAACCCGGGAGUUCCGCGCAGGAGGAAUGAGAUCUGGUUCAUCCGCCGUGAGCCAUAAGCACUCUGACCCUUUGGUCUCUGGCAGCACAGCAUGCACAGCAUAGGUCAACCCACCUCCCUCCCGUCUGUAUCGGAUUGUAAAUACCAUGACUUCUAUUAACUGUUUCUAUAGUUACAACAAUAGAGAAUUACCCUGUUGUUGUUUUUUUGCAGUGUGCUCCAGCUGUCCUUCAAAGCUUGACAUCCAUCUUGAGUUUCUGAGUGUUUCCACUUUCUUAAGUGUCCUGUUAAUUCUCUACCGAGUACUGCACAGUCAAGAUUUUACUGCAUAUGGUGGGUUGUGAUAAGGGCAGCAUGGUUGACUUUAGCCCUUUGUGUCUGUACACUGGCCAGUCCGAACGUGUGUGGGUGCAUUGUCAGGCUGCUACACUGCUUUACAUGCGUGCCUCAGCAUUUUCCCAUGAGCUCUAUCCACAUUUUUCAAUCUACAGUAAAUAAAUGUCAUUAUUUUUAAAACCAUACAGAGCUCUACACCUUUAUGUUAACUUAACAACAGACACUAACUUUUCAAUCAAAGAAUUUGAAGCCAAAGGGAUUCAUUAACAGGUAUUUUGAGAGACAUGCCUGAGCUUGUUACCUGGACUAUAUUAAAAAAAAAACUAAAAAAAAAAACUCAAGGAGUAUGUUAGAAAUGUUUUGUAAAAGACUGUUUAUUGUAAAUUAAAUUACAUUUACAAAAUCUUUUUGAACUGUUUUAAAAAAGUUUAGAAGUUUAUUCUAAUUUGUUUUUCUAAUCAAUACACCGUUUAACCUAAAAUAAUGUUUAUAAACACCCUUCAAAAAGCAGACCUUGAAAAAACAUUCCUUAAACAGUCCCUGAAGUUUUGUGAACAGGGCCCACUGUAUGUUAUAAAAAGUUUACAACAGUAAAAGCAGAGAAAAGUAAUAAAGCAUGGUAAAGCAUAGGUAAGCAUUGUAAAGUAUAUUAAUAAAAAUGGCAUAGUUAUAACCAUUGUAAAAAAAUGUAUUAUAAAACUGCAAAAGUACAGUGGUAUACUUUUGCAAGGAUAACGUUGACUAUAAAAUCCAAGGUACGUUCAAUGCCUUUCAUAUUUCUUGCAGUGGUGAAUGGUCAGCAACUGUUCCUUAUAUCACUUUGAACAAUAAGUAGCCAAUCUUAAAUUUGUAUUUUAAAGAUGUUUUUUAGAUUUCCAGUCUGCUAUUUCACCUGCUAAUCAUGUCCUGUCAGGUGAUUUUUGGACAGUGUUGUUUCUAGCAAUUUGCAACUUUUAAUCAUUUUAAAACCAGCUUUAUAAAUAAAAUAGUGCAAACUAUAAACCGGAGGAAAAGGUAACCCUAAAUCUGCCCCUACACCUUUUCAGCCAAACAAUCAUGCAAUCCUCAAAUACAUGUACCAGAGUCAGUGCUGGACCCUACGCUGAGUGAAGCCUUUGGAUAUUUAAAACAGACAAUGAAGCUGUGGUCAUUUUAGUGUUACUGAGCUGCCGUCGUUUUAUUAAAAUGUCAUGUCUGUAGAUUUAAAAUCAACUGUCAUUUUUGAAAUGCCUUCAUUUGCACGAAGUAGAACUUGACACUCGGUACUUUUAAGCCUAUUUACUUUUAUUUUUAAUGCAAUAUCAAUAUCAAAACUGUACAGUUAAGUUUUGAAAAUGCAGUAUUAAAGCAGGAUAAAUUCACUGAGAUGAAGCAUCCAGAGAGGCUCUGCACACAUUUUUAGGGGUGAGGGUUUUGAUGUCAAGGGAGGGGUGUAACCGGGAUUGAGUCACUAGUAUUCAGAGCAGGCAAAACCUUGUGUUAGUGGCUCAUGUACAUUGCCUAAUUGUCUUGUGAUAUUUUUUUUUAGUGACAGCCACAUUAUUAUUAUUUGUUUAUUUAGCAGACACCUUUAUCCAAGGCGACUUACAGCUGCCAGGAUGUAUGAACUAUGCAUUAACUGCAGAGUCACGUACAACGUCUCACCUGCAAGACAGAGCACAAGGAGGUUAAGUGACUUGCUCAGGGUCAGUGAGUGAGCUGGGAUUUGAACCGGGGACCUCCUGAUUAAGAGCCCUUUUCUUUAACCACUGGACCACAAAGCCUUUUCCAGUCCUAGCUACCAUUCAGUGUGUUUUCUCUGUGUACCGUAUUUUAUUUUAGUAUACAUGGAGCUUGGGGUAUAGGCUAAGUCAGUGCUGCCCAAACACGGUCCUGGAGAGCCCCUAUGCAGUAAGUUUUGUAGGUCACCCUAAAUCGCUAAUUUAUAAAGACUGGGAACACAUGGAAGUUAUUGAUCAAUUAAGCAAAUAACUUGUUCAAUUAAGGGAACUCUGGUCAUUGGGCCAGUUUACAUGCUGGGAAAAUGACAUGACUUGUUUACUGUCAUGACUUAUUUAAGGUGGUACGGUCUGGAUUAGAGUUUUAGUUAGUUUUGGUUUAUGUUUAGUUUAUGUUUGAAUACAAAUGUAAUACAUUAAAUAAAAAUCAAAUACAACAUGAAGUUUCAAAGCAGGAAUUGUUAAAUUAAACAAACCAAAACUAUCUAAAAUUAUAAUUCAGCUGUACCACCUUAAAUAAGUCAUGACAGGAGACAGAGAAGUCAUUACAUUUUCCCCAGCAUGUAAUCCAGGCCAUUGAGGGCUGAAAAGAGUAGUUCAUUUUUUGUACCAAAUGAUCUCUAAAUUGCUUCAUUUAAUAAAUCACCUGCUUAAUUGAUCACAAUGAAAUCGUUCCAGGUGUUAAGAAAUUGAUGAUUAAAGGUUACCUAUAAAACCUGAUGGAUAGGGGCUCUCCAGGACCAGGUUUGGGCAGCACUGGCCUAAGUUGUUAGAUGCAUUAAAAUACACAUGGUAUAACAUCACUUUGUAGUACUACUGUAUUCAUCUUAUUAUUAAGGGAACUAUCAUAGGGGGUAUAUAUAUAUAUAUAUAUAUAUAUAUAUAUAUAUAUAUAUAUAUAUAUAUAUAUAUAUAUAUAUAUAUAUAUAUAUAUAUAUAUUGAGGACCAAACUAAUAUUUCCAUUUUAAACUUUUGGAAGUCUUUGCGUGAAUGAAAAGGAAAAAAAAAACACCUUGCACUAAAAGUACUCAAAAUAACUAAACAGACCUCAGUGAAGUAAUCAUGAAAAUCUUUAUUGACAAUCAGUAUCUUCAGGAUGUUUUUGUGUUAAUAUUGUGUUUGAAAGUUGAAUGUCUUGUGUUUUAAAGUUGCCCUGUGGAAUAAACAAGGUGCUGCUUGAACAGUUUCUUAAGAUGUGUUUUCACUUACCUGUAUCUUGCAUUUCUAGCAGGCAUGCCUAUGGGAGUGGUUCAGUGCACAUUUCCAGCUAGAUGAACUCCUCCUGUCUAUAGAUAGCACGCGAUAGUAAUCAAAACCUGCUGGGCAAGAGCUACAGCUAGAGGCUCAUUUGCAUUAUAAUGCUAUGGGUUGUGUCAAUGUAUUCUCAUAUGAAUGUGGUAAAUAAAGUAGAUUUCAUUCAGUCAA